Molecule: messenger RNA, 3204 nt
Organism: Ixodes scapularis (black-legged tick)
Lineage: Eukaryota; Metazoa; Arthropoda; Arachnida; Ixodida; Ixodidae
Product: ATP-binding cassette sub-family C member 2
Biological process (GO): transmembrane transport
Cellular component (GO): membrane
Molecular function (GO): ATP hydrolysis activity; ABC-type transporter activity; ATP binding
Source: RefSeq, a predicted model, not a curated record
GACGCUUUGCUGCGCGGGAUACCUCCUCUUUGUGUUUCUGGUUCCCAUACCAAUCUCGAGGAUGCAGAAUCUGCUCUGGCGACGCCAGAUGAGAGCCCGUGGCGAGCGGCUCAAGAUGACCUCGGACCUUCUAUCGUCGGUGCGCCUCGUGAAAAUGUAUGCCUGGGAAGGCGCCUACCAGGAAAGCUUGCGCGCCAGAGACGUGGAGAUGAAGCCGCUCUUCUGGGUCAACGUGCUGGACGGUCUCAUUGACUCCAUAUACAGUGCCUCAAGCUCUGUGUUGAUCAUCAUAUUGUUCGCAACCUUGGUUGUUUUCAACCCAAGACAAGUCCUCACAUCGGCUGCCACGUUCAGUUGUGUGUACAUCGUUUUUUUAACGGAUGUCACCAUGACGCAAAUGGCGUGCGCCCUGCGAUGCAGGAGUCAGGUAUCUUUGGCGGUGAGGCGGAUUGUUGAAUUCUGCACCGAAGAAGAGAAAGAGGAGCCGAAGGUCAACUUUGAAGACAAUGCUGAAAAACGAGACGGAGAGGUGAUUCUUUCCAACAGCUCUUUUACGUGGAGCAAGAACACGUCCGACGAGACCGGCGCCGGCCUCGAUAAUGUCAACCUCCACGUGAAGCCCGGCUCCCUGGUGGGCGUGGUAGGGUUCGUGGGCAGCGGCAAGUCUUCUCUGCUCUCCGCUAUCCUCGGAGACAUGCACCUGUUGGAGGGCACCGUCAAGUGCACCGGCCGCGUAGCCUAUGUCCCGCAAAUCGCCAAUGUCCACAACAUGAGUGUGCAGUCCAACAUCCUUUACGGAAAGCCCAUGCAUGACGAGGACUAUGCCCGCGUGCUUGGCGCUUGCCAACUUCACGAGGACAUAAACACAUUUCGAGCCGGGGAUCUAACCGAAGUGGGAGAGAAGGGUGAGACUUUGAGCGGCGGACAGAAGCAGAGAAUCAGUUUGGCGCGGGCCGUCUAUAGCCAAUCAGACAUUUACCUUCUUGACGACCCUCUCAGUGCUCUGGACGCAGUCGUUUCAAAAAAAGUAUUCAACGAGGUGAUCGGCAAAGACGGCAUCCUCAAAGGAAAGACGCGCAUCAUGGCGUGCAACCAGGGAUCGUUCCUGGAUCAGAUGGACACGCUGGUGUUGGUUCACGACAGACGCGUCGUCGUUCACGACUCUCUCGAGGAUCUGCUGAAUGAUCCAGGAGCGCCGGAAACACUUCGUCAGGGGGCCCACAUCUCGAAGGCCGCUGAAAAUAACAACAACGUGUACCGCGGCCGCGACACUGAGCUGAGCGGAGAGGCUAUGAAUGGACGAGUGACUGUUGACGAAGACACCGAAUCUACCAAGGGUGCCUGGCAGCUGUUGUGUUCCCUGUCAAAACUGGCCGGACCUUGCCUUCUUAUCGGUUUGCUCGCCUUCGUGGCAAGCGCGGUGGCUCUCGGAUGGCAACUCAACUGGAUGAAAACGUGGACCAGCGCGGCAAGUGGCAUCGCAUCAACCGACCCUUUAGGGGCGACUUGGAUGUGGGUUCUCCUCGCAUUGUGUGUCUCCGACGUUGUGUGUAGGAUCCUAGGAAGCUUCCUCUUGGCCGUGGCAAUGCGGUGUCUUUCACGCUCUCUGCACCGAGAAAUGCUGGGACACAUCCUGUCGAGUCCCGUGCCUUUCUUCGAAUCUACGCCGAGGGGUCGCAUCGUGAACCGGUUUUCGGUGGACCUGGAUUACAUGGACACCAGGCUGUACCUGAACGCAAAGCAGUUCAUCCAGGUCGGCUUAAUCGCCAUCGCGAGGCUUGCCAUCAUCGGCACCGAGUCACCGUUCGUGUUGGCUGUCGGCGUCGUGUGUACUAUUUUCGUCGUCGCCGUCACUCGGCUGGCGCUCAGAGGUUCUCAAGCUCCAAAAUUCCUCGAGGCCAUCCACACGUCCCGCAUGCUGUCCCAUCUGACCGAGACCAUGGAUGCACUGAGCAGCAUACGGGCUUACGGCGUCCUGGACCGCUUCUGUGCCCACUUCUGCCGUCUGGUGGACACCAACUCGCGGGCCUACUGGGCCUUCUGUAUGUACUACCGCGUCGUUCGAGUAGGCAGUUGCCUCUGCGGCUUCAUCGUCAUCCUGGCCACGAUGCUCUUCACGGUUUUGCUCCCGCCCUGGGGCGUGCAUCCGGACUCGAGCAGCGUGGGACUCACUCUGAGUGCUGCGUCUUCGAUUCUCCAAACAAUGGUUGCCACGUGUGCGUCAAUGUUCGCAUCCCUUCAAGCUGUGGUGUCCUUCGAGCGUUGCGUCGAGUACACCGAACUUCCCCAAGAAAGUGAAGUGGAACCCGGAGUGGAAGCGUAUGAUGACCUUGACCCGGAACACUCGAAGCUGUCGGAAUGGCCACCGGAAGGCAAGGUGGAAUUUGUCUCCUACGCGGCGUCGUACAAACCCGGAUUUCUGCCCGACGUGCUCAAGGGCAUCACCUUCACGGUGAACCCUACUGAAAAGGUAGGCGUGGUUGGUCGGACGGGGGCUGGAAAAUCCUCCCUGGUGAUGGCUCUUCUCCGCGUCUUGAAGAGCUCUCGAGGCUGCAUCCGAAUUGAUGGCCGGGACAUUGCUCGAAUUCCUCUGCAGAAACUUCGCUCGGGCAUCACCAUAAUCCCCCAGGAUCCACAACUGGUUCGAGGAACUCUGCGAGAAAACCUCGAUCCCACAAGGUCCCACACGGACGAGGAGAUCUGGGCAGCCCUGGAGCAAGCUCACCUCAAAGAUGUCGUGGCGAAGGAUCCGAAACAACUGCUUUUAGACACUGGAGAUGGGGGUUCCAGCUUCAGUGUGGGUCAACGUCAGCUGGUAUGCCUCGUCCGGGCUCUGCUGCGGAAGCCCAGGCUGCUUGUCCUGGACGAGGCCACGUCACAGAUGGACGGUGACACAGAUCAGCUGAUCCAGGCUACGCUUCGGGAGGCAUUCGGCCAGUGCACGCAGAUCACCAUAGCGCACCGGUUACACACCGUGCUCGAUCACGACAAGAUUCUCGUGAUGAGUGACGGCUGCGUUCUGGAAUAUGGGACGGUUGCAAACUUGCUCUCCAAUCCAUCCUCGGUGUUUCGAAACAUGGCCAGAGACGCAUUAAUCCAAACAGACUCGGAGAAGCCAACGAAGCUUUUGGCGGCUUCCCGUGGGUAGUACCAGCACCGACGCUACGUCAUCGCCCAAAGUUGAUUGGAUCUCUUUCCAGUCGC